This is a messenger RNA of Penicillium coprophilum, 1995 nucleotides long. RefSeq names its product putative alpha-1,3-mannosyltransferase. NCBI's taxonomy places the organism in Eukaryota, Fungi, Ascomycota, Eurotiomycetes, Eurotiales, Aspergillaceae. Gene Ontology annotation, molecular function: alpha-1,3-mannosyltransferase activity. Gene Ontology annotation, biological process: protein O-linked glycosylation. The record is from RefSeq and is a predicted model, not a curated record. Bases 1 to 1995 code for a protein of 664 amino acids. Gene Ontology annotation, cellular component: Golgi apparatus. The transcript has 3 exons.
AUGUUACCACGGCACUCAAUUCCACUUAAAGAAGGCCGUCUGUCACAUUUAAGACCAGCCAAAACGCGACGAAAAAGCAUGCUUUUGCGAACCACUCGUGUCAUCAUUGCGGUUGUAGCGGCGUGGUUGGUAAUCUCAUUCCUGCUUUUUAGGUCGCCAGCUUCAGACGCAAAGAGCCAGACUUCCACCUUGGUCACGGACAGAACAUGGCGAAGUUCACUCACUGAUAACACGAUUGCGGCGUCAUCGGAACAUGAUUCGACAUUGCAAAAGACACCCGGCGAGAAUUCUAUUGGGGAAAAUUCACCAGGGCUGCAGGAAAAUGUAGAAGAUCAAAAGUCACCGCAGUCAUUCUCAAAUAUCGAUGAAGAUAGCGAGAAUAGCACGAUUUCGGAUCUAGAGCCCGAUCUCUUCGAGGCCGCUCUUGACUACCUUCUAUCAACAGCCCCCAACGAGCUCUACAUCAAACAAAUCCUACGGCCAGUAGUCAGCACAGGCGAGGCGAAGCUACACGACCUUGGCCUGCGCACACGCAUAUAUAAAGAAUUAUUCGAGACUUGGGAGAAGGUACACCUCGUCAACAGCGACGACAAUCAGACUUACGUGCGGAAUGACGUUGUCCCCUACAUCCGGGACAAGUUCAGCGAGUCAACAUACCCUGGCAUACUCCACAAAUACGACUCCUAUCGCAAGUUUGUCACCAAACUCUCUGCACUCUUGUUUCCGUGGACGAGUCCAUACUUUGCAGAUCAUAUGAGUAUGCACAUCUCGUUGCGCCAUGGAGGUCGUGGCAUCGUGACAACGGCGGGCAAUGGCCAGGCACAGUUUCUACUGGCGGCCAUUCCUUCCUUUCGCCUUCUGGGCUGCGAUCUUCCCGUCGAGGUCAUGUAUCUCGGCGAAAACGAUCUGAAUAAGGACUUCCGGAUGAAACUUGAGGCCAUACCAGGCGUCACAACGCGUGACCUCUCCGCACUGGUGAACGAUGAAGGUUGGCAGCUCAACGGAUGGGCUGGUAAGCCCUUUGCUAUUCUUUUCUCGUCUUUCCGCGAAGCCCUGUUCAUCGACGCCGAUUCACUGUUCUUCGUGAACCCCGAGUCCCUUUUUGAUGACCCGGAAUACGUGCGCACGGGUGCCCUUUUCUUCAGAGAUCGAAAUAUCUCGCCAGAGAGUAAGCAGGGAUGGCUGCAAAAGGUCUUGCCAGAGCCAAUUUCGCAAGCUGUGCAGCAGAGCAGAAUGUGGACCGGGGAGAGCGGGCAUGAACAAGAGUCGGGAGUCAUCGUCGUGGAUAAGUGGAUGCACUUUGUUGCAUUGUUACUCGUAUGCAGAAUGAAUGGGCCAGAUAGGAAUGGUAAUGGUGCGGACAUUGUAGGGACUUACGAUAUGGUCUACGGUGAUAAGGAAACCUUUUGGCUUGGAUGGGAGCUCGUUGGGGAUACUUCAUAUUCCUUUCACCCGGGUCUAUCUGCAGUCAUGGGCGUUGUCCAACCUGCAGUCGUGGACGUUGUCCAACCUGAAAUUGUGGACGCUGUUCAACCUGCAGUCGUGGACGUUGUCCAGACUGAAAUUGUGGACGUUCCGAAACUAUCCUUCGUCGAUGGAAUUGCAGUGGCCUCACCAGCAGCGAACCCACCAGUAGAUGGAAUUGCAGUGGCCUCACCAAGAGCGAAUCCACCAGUAGAUGGAAGCGAAUCGGCGCCAACCCAUGAUCCCAAUCCCACAAUCUGUGCCCCCCAGCUUCUUCAUUUGGACCGCGAGAACCGUCCUUUAUGGUUCAAUGGCUGGGUGUUUGAGAAUAAGUUUGCGGACGGUAAACGGGUCAUGGGAAAGUUCGACAUGUUUAUGGAGGAACCGAGUAAGCCACAGGUUCCAGAAGCAUGGCAAUUAAAGGAACACAAUCUCUGUUGCUUGUCAAACUCCACGCCAAAGAACUUUACGACACAGGAGACCGAAUGGCUUGAAGAGUUGCUUGACUUGGUAAAUAUCGUUGGUAACUAG